Purpureocillium takamizusanense is the source of this 3371-nucleotide messenger RNA. RefSeq lists its product as uncharacterized. Lineage: Eukaryota; Fungi; Ascomycota; Sordariomycetes; Hypocreales; Ophiocordycipitaceae. The transcript is spliced from 4 exons. The record is from RefSeq and is a predicted model, not a curated record. The coding region runs from base 487 to 3141 and encodes 884 amino acids.
GGCUCUCGCUGCCGCUGCUGCACCAACCUGGUGGCCAACCUUGCCCCCCCGACCCGAGCGGAUACCUAUACCUACCUACUGUAGUAGUAGGCAGGUACUACCUAGGUAGUGGGCUCGUGGGCUCCCACACGUCGCAUGAAACCUACCUAACCUAAGCUUUCAGCCCGCACGCAUCAAGGCCAACUCAACCUUGAAUUCGCGAUACACUCAACUCCAUCCCCGCCCCUCUCCCGCUCGCCACCCGACGACCUCGAUUUCUUCCACCUCGCAGAGCGCGGCUAAUGUAGCCAAAGAGCAUCUAUUAAUACUGGGUACCACCCAAGCGGCAGACCAGCAUCCAUCGUCAUCCUCUCAUCCUUCUCAUUCCCGUCCUCUUCCACCGCUGCUCGCCCACUCCCCUCCUCGCUUCUUACCGCUUCUUACCUGCUUCAUACAUGUCAACCCCAUCUGCCCACCUUGUGGCGAGCCUUUCCCCGCUCUGCCGCCAUGGACACACCAGACGACGUAGCCAUCAACCCGACCGACGCCGUCCAUGACGCCCGUCCUUUCGAAGCCGUGUCGGUCGGCACGUGCUAUGCACAGACAGCAAACGAACGCUUUGGCCGCGGCGCGAGGGACGUGAUUCGUGAGCGGGAUGGUCAGCAGCAGCAAACGUCCGGUCCCUUGCUUCCGUCCAACUGGCUCGGUGGAAGCGAGUCCAACGCACCAGACGUAGACCUGUACGCCCGCGUGCCCACGAUGCAGCACUUCAGAAACAACCUGACUGCUCUUUCCCAUCUGUACAAUCUUUACUUUGUCGCGUACCAGGGCCAAAUCUUUGUCUACGUGCCCCGGAGCAUUCCCAAGCAGACCAUCCCCUGCGACCCGGGCAUCAAGCUUUCGCCGCCUCAGAGUUUGCUCGGCAGCCGGACCGGCGGCUACCAAGACACUGCGAACCCCCAUACUAUUAAUCACCUGAUUGUUGGCGUGCUCGGCCUCGAGGAAAUAAUCGUUGCCAGCUACGACGAUGGAGACGUUGUCGCCUACUACGCCAAGGAUAUUGCAGACUGCAUUCUCGAUCAGCCUAGACGGCCGUGGGCCGGCAAGACGGCGACGGAUGGCACGAAAACCUGCCCAAAACCCUUCUUCCACGACAAUGUUGGAAAGUCAGCCUGGGGCCUUGCUGUUCACCAGGAAUCUCGUCUCAUCGCCGUCAGCUCUAACAAGUGCGAGGUCACCGUCUUUGCACCCGCCCUCGCUGGCGCCCGGAAACGUGCCAAAGACGGCGCCGACACGUGCUCCAAGUGUAAGGCCGGCACACCAUGUGACAUGAUCGAAACCCAUGUCCGCCAGCGCGCACGGAAUUGGCGAAUUGUUGUCAGGUUCGGCAGACUGGUGGACAACAUGCCUAACAUUGCCUUUGUCGACGACAACAAGGGCUUCGCCGAGCUCAUUUGCGCCGUAGAUAUCAAGGGCGCUGUCUGGUUGGCUCACAUUUGGAAACCGAAACAGGCCGCUGUGCGUCUGGCUCCCUCUCCUUGCAUGACGUCCAGGAGCUCUGACGCUUGGCCCUCCCCCUCCAGGGGCUGGGGUGUUCUACCGCUGGCCACCGCCGACUUCCUCACUGUCAAGUCGUUUGAGAAGCUCCUUGGCAUCUCUGCCCAUCAGGCGAGCGAGUCUUCGCAGAUGGCCUUGAACAUCAUGAGAUGCCUAGAGCGCGUGCCGGAUAACCCAUGCGUACCGCUCAUUCCGCUCCAGCUACCCGGUCCUCCACCCAUGCCCCCCGCAUUUCUCACGAUGCCCAUGGCAGCCCCUGUAGCAGCCCUCGUGCCAUUUAACCCUGCGCUGGUACCACAACAGGCAGAUCCGAGCAGCUCGGAAGAGUCUGAGAGCGAGGCCAGUGGCGAUUCAGAUGCAGGAGGCGUCGUUGCUGCCGUGACUGCCAUGGACAACGUCAGUACCAGUGCCAACGACGGCAACGUCAGCAGCAGCAUCGCAGAACAAUCGGAGAGCGCGGCCAGUGGCGAUGACGUAGGAAGCGCCGUUGCUACCGUGGACGACGACAGUAUCGGAGACAACAGCAGCAGCUCGGGUGUGGAAAACCCUGACGAUGUCUACGAGGUAGGCGCAGACGCAGACGAGGACGAAAACGGCGACAACGACACCCCUGUGUUAACAAUCGAGCCGACUAACGGGACUCAGGCGAUGCUGUUUGGGGAUAUGCCCGAUGAGGUCCUGUGGUUCAGCACACAGAAUGUAGCACCCGAGUCGGUGCCCGGCACCGCUGGCCUGGGGACUUCAUUGAUGACACUGCUCGGAUCGCCCGAUGGCGCCAACAUACUCCUCCCCAGCUUUCAUAAGACGAUACAUGCGCAUCAUAUGAGCAAUGGCAGCGCCUCGGGGGCGUUUGUCAGACGCAGACUCGAAGCCGAGCGCCAGUCUGCGAUGGAACGGCCGGCCUCGGGCCUGGACAUGGUCUACUUUCCACAUACCGGCAAGGCAUGCGCGGCGCCCGCGGACAAGCGGGGACUUCCUGCGCUAUUGGCGCAUGUGACGUUGAGGAACGAUAACAAGGCAGGUGCCGACAAGAUCAGGCGGCUCUUUGGCAAGCGACACCGCCUUCUGCGGCUUCACGAGAAGGAAGUGGAGCUGCGCGACGUGAGGCCGUGGACGACCGAAAAGCAGCCGCACGAGCUGGGCGUGUUUUGCCCCGAGACGCUCACGGUAGGGUCGGUGCUGCCCAGAGCGGCUCGGAACAUGUUUCAGGCGACGAGCAGGCUCAGCAUGGUGGCGCACGUACAGGAGCUGUCCCUGGUGGUGGUGGCAUCGCCAGUGGGACGUGUGCUGCUCCUCACGCCGACAAGGCUGUGCCGCCCGCAGCAACAGCGGACCGGAGAGCUGCGGCACGGGUUCCGCGUGGAGUGGGUGUUGCCGCGUAGGUCGGACGACAAGGUGCACCGGAAGACGAUGCGGCCGCUGCACGGCAUGGCGGUGGGGCCGGUGCCGGGAGCCGGAGCCGACGGCUUGUCGGGCGACGGCGGCGGAAGCCGGAUGCAAGGCCCGCACCGCCGGUAUCGGCUGAUGCUUCACUAUCGCAGCCACGACAUUCUGACAUACGAGAUUAGCCGCGAGGAGCAGACAGGCAGGCUGUGUAUAAUCUGAAGGGGAGCAGAAGAGGCAGGGGUGCAAGAUGCAGAGGGCACGGUGAAGGCGGUUUUGCAUUUGCAGUGGGCAACAUUCGGCGCACAAAGAAAGAUACCCCCAUCAUCACGUCUGUUUGCAUUGUUUUUUGCUUUGAGCACGGGUCCAGCAAGGAUCGUACUGUACUUGGUAUCAUAGGCAGGGGUGGUGCAAGCUGUCAAUGGAGACUGUACGCAGCGAUUUGCACGGCG